Cyprinus carpio (common carp) is the source of this 3620-nucleotide messenger RNA. It is a transcript of the gene med24, whose product is annotated as mediator of RNA polymerase II transcription subunit 24. The record is from RefSeq and is a predicted model, not a curated record. Gene Ontology annotation, cellular component: mediator complex. NCBI's taxonomy places the organism in Eukaryota, Metazoa, Chordata, Actinopteri, Cypriniformes, Cyprinidae. Gene Ontology annotation, molecular function: transcription coregulator activity.
UCACCCAAUCGGAUUGAUUUGUACUGCAGCAAACAGACACUCUCGUGCAAUCAGAAAACGCGUUCUUAUAGUCCAACAUGGCGGCGUUGAGGUGAAGGGAAUUGUAAAUGAACAAAAACCUGAUUCAUUUACAGCAUAAACUGGACUAUUUUGUGAGUUUAAAAACCUGACAGAAUGAAGGUGGUGAAUCUGAAGCAGGCUAUCCUGCAGGCGUGGAAGGAGCGCUGGAGUGAUUAUCAGUGGGCCAUUAACAUCAAGAAGAACUGCCCUAAAGGAGCCACAUGGGACUACCUCAAUCUCGCAGAAGCUCUUCUGGAGCAGGCUAUGAUUGGCCCAUCACCUAACCCUCUAAUCCUGUCCUACCUGAAGUAUGCCAUCAGUUCACAGAUGGUGUCGUAUUCUAGUGUGCUGACUGCAAUCAGCAAGUUUGAUGAUUUUUCACGGGAACUGUGUAUCAAAUCAUUGCUCGAGAUCAUGGAUAUGUUCUCCAACCGACUCAGCUGCCAUGGGAAGGCAGAGGAGUGUAUUGGGCUGUGCCGUGCCAUGCUCUGUACCGUGGUUUGGCUCCUGCAGGGCUGUGCAUGGUACUGUGAGAGACUGCGGGAGUCCGGCGCUCUGCCUGCGUUAGAAAACAGUCUGAGAGCCUGCCUGGAGCGCAUGACCAAUCUGUUACACAGCACCAAGAACAGAGCCCUGGUGCACAUCGCACGCCUGGAGGAACAAGCAUCCUGGACCAAUGUAGAGCAAGCUUUGCUGAAGUUGUCAGAAAAUCUCAAUGCUGUGCCCAAUCAGACACUGAAGGAAAAUCUUGAAGAGUGUGUUUCGUUAGUCAAGAGCAUUCCUCAGAUGUUGUGUCUUCAGAGUGAUCCACCGGUCCAUACCUCGUUUCCUUCAGUCCAUGCCUUCAUCAUGCUGGAGGGAACCAUGAACCUCACUGGAGAGACACAGCCAUUAGUAGAGCAGCUCAUGAUGAUAAAGAGGAUGCAGCGUAUCCCAGCUCCACUGUUUGUGCUGGAGAUCUGGAAGGCCUGUUUCACUGGGCUCAUUGAAUCUCCAGAGGGGAAUGAGGAACUGAAAUGGACAGCUUUCACCUUUCUAAAGAUUCCUCAGGUUUUACUAAGGCUGAAGAAGUACCCACAAGGGGAAAAGACACAGGAUUUUAUGGAGGAUGUGAAUGUGGCAUUUGAAAAUCUUCUGAAUCUCACCCCACUGCUGGAUAAAGCCGACCAGAGAUGCAACUGUGACUGCUUGAGUCUGUUACUGCAGGAGUGUAAUAAACUGGGCCUGUUGUCUGAGGCAAACACCGCCACUCUUACUGCAAAACGGAGUGAGGACAGAGAGCAUGCACCCAGACUGAAGACAGCAGAGAAUGCCAAUAUUCAGCCCAACCCAGGCCUCAUCCUGAGAGCUGAACCAACUGUCACCAACAUCCUUAAGACAGUGGACGCGGAUCAUUCUAAGUCUCCUGAGGGACUGCUGGGAGUUUUGGGUCACAUGCUCUCAGGAAAGAGUCUUGAUUUGCUACUGGCUGCUGCCGCAGCGACAGGAAAACUCAAGUCUUUUGCUCGCAAAUUCAUCAAGCUGAACGAGUUUCCAAAACACAUCAGUGGAGAAGGAUCGAAAUCUGCGUCAGUGCGAGCUCUGCUGUUCGACAUUUCCUUCCUCAUGCUGUGUCAUGUUGUGCAGACCUAUGGGUCAGAGGUGAUUCUUUCGGACCCCAGCCCAUCGAGCGAGACACCCUUCUUUGAGACGUGGUUGCAGACAUGCAUGCCAGAGGAAGGGAAGACCCUGAAUCCAGACCACCCUUGCUUCAGACCUGAGUCUGGGAAAGUGGAGAGUCUGGUGGCCCUGCUUAAUUCUUCCUCUGAGAUGAAGCUUGUUCAGAUGAAAUGGCAUGAAAUAUGUCUCAGUACACCAGCAGCUAUACUGGAGGUUCUGAAUGCGUGGGAGAAUGGAGUUUUAUCAGUGGAGGCUGUUCAGAAGAUCACCGAUAACAUCAAAGGGAAGGUGUGCAGUAUGGCCAUUUGUUCAGUGGCAUGGCUGGUGGCACACGUUCGGAUGCUGGGUUUGGAUGAGAGAGAAAAACCUCAGACUAUGAUUCGUCAGCUCAUGACCCCUAUGUCAGGAGAAAACACUUUGCAAUUCUACCAUGAGCGUGUGGUGAUCAUGAGCUCUAUAUUGGAGCACAUGUGUGCUGAUGUAUUUCAGCAGACAGGACUCUCCCUGCGGCCAGCAGUCGAGGGUCAGGAGCCCAUUCCCUACAGGAACCUUCUUCCAGCCCGUCAGCCCAUCCUCCAGGCUCUGCAGACUCAAUUUAGGGAGGUUCUGGAGAAGGGCUGGGUGGACUCCCAUGCAUUCCAUCUCUUUGAGAACCUUCUACAUAUGGGAGGAGUGUUCUGGUUUACUAACAACCUAGUGAAGGAGCUCCUGAAGGAGACUCGUAAGGAGUGGGCGUCUCGUGUGGUUGAGUUGCUGUACAGUAUCUUCUGCCUGGACACGCAACAGAUCACCCUCACCCUGCUGGGUCAUAUUCUGCCACGUCUCCUCACUGACCCUGCCCACUGGCACAGCCUGGCAGACCCUCCAGGAAGAGCCCUUGCAAAGUUGUCAGUGUGGUGUGCUCUUAGUUCUUACUCAUCUCACCAUAAGGGUCAAGCAUCAGCACAACAGCGCAAGAGACAACGCGAGGAUAUAGAGGAUUACACCAGCCUGUUUCCUUUGGACGACACGCAACCAUCUAAACUGAUGCGUCUUCUCAGCUCCAAUGAGGAUGAGACUGUCAUGCUGUCCAGUCCAGGUGACCGUUCCAUGAGCAGUUCACUGUCUGCCUCUCAGCUUCACACCGUCAACAUGAGAGACCCUCUCAACAGAGUGCUAGCAAAUCUGUUCCUGUUGAUUUCCUCUCUCUCGGGGUCUAAGACAGCAGGUCCUCACACACAGUUUGUUCAGAGCUUUAUCGAGGAGUGUGUGGAGUGCUCAGAGCAAGGUAGCCGGGGGAGCAUCUUGCAAUUUAUGCCCUUUACCAUGAUUUCAGAAUUGGUGAAGCUUCAGGCACUGGCAAAACCCAAAACUGUGCUGUCCAUCACAGACCUGAGCCUUCCACUGGGCCGGAGAAUGGCAGCUAAAGCCAUCGCUGCUCUGUAGCGGACAUCCACUCCAACGCGCCUCUAAGAAGACGUGGUUUUGGUAGGUGUGCGACAGAGGAAACUGCUUCAACCUCCCUCCCCAGGAGAGAACAGAAUUUUUUCCUCAUUCUUUACAUAUGAUUCCUGUAACUGCUGGUGGGUUUUGAUGUUGCUUUCACAUCUGACGUUUUGAUGACUGCUCAGUGUUAGUUCUGAUUUGACAUACGUGGGCAUUCCUGUGAACUGAAACAGUCACUGACUGCUGACUGCUCAGAUUAAUUUGCCAUUUAUUUCCAUCAAUCAUAAAAAAACAGAAAGUAAAAUUGUGGUAUGUUUGUUUUUUAUAUAUAUACAUCAUCAAAGUUCAUGUAGUAUUGCGUGUUCACAACUUUUUGUGUUUUUAUAAACCAUGCCUGUGAUUUGAAUUUCCUACAAAAUAUGAAACCCCAUUAUUGUAUAUUUUUACUAAAAUGCCAAUAAAAUUGUAAAACUGUU